Chilo suppressalis (striped riceborer) is the source of this 3746-nucleotide messenger RNA. The record is from the annotation of a GenBank genome assembly. Lineage: Eukaryota; Metazoa; Arthropoda; Insecta; Lepidoptera; Crambidae.
UAAAGGUUGAUAGUUUGGUGAGAAAUGAGUUUUAGUGAAUUUGUACCAGUGCUAUCUUUCACACGUCGAGAUAAAUGUGGAAAGCGGCAACAGACGUCGCGGCGCCGGCGCUACCGGAGGCCGAUGAUUGGGAGACAGACCCUGACUUCAUCAAUGACGUGACUGAACACGAGCAGCGCUGGGGGCCGGGCGGCCGCAAUGUGGAGGCUAUUGAUAUGGCGAAGUUGAGAGAGGAGGUAUUUGAAGCUGACAAAGAAGAAAAACAGAAGCAAUACGAGAAAGGACCGAAGUCGUCAUAUGGUUAUGGAGGCAAGUUCGGCGUGCAAGCUGAUCGUAUGGACAAAUCAGCGGUUGGCCACGACUAUGUCGGUAAAACAGAGAAACACGUCUCGCAGAAGGAUUACGCACAAGGUUUCGGCGGUAAGUUUGGCGUUCAAACGGACCGUAUGGACGCCAGCGCCGUCGGCCACGACUACGUAGGGAAGGUGGAGAAGCAUGUCUCUCAGACCGACUACGCUCAGGGCUUCGGUGGAAAAUUUGGUGUUCAGACCGACAGGGUCGACAAGAGUGCGGCCGGAUGGGAACAUCGCGAGCAGGUAGAAAAGCAUCCCUCCCAGAAGGACUAUUCCGUGGGGUUCGGUGGGAAGUUCGGAGUUCAAGCGGACAGGCAGGACGCAUCCGCUGUGGGCUGGGACCAUAAGGAAGACCAACACAAACAUGAUUCGCAGAAAGAUUACGCGGUCGGUUUUGGUGGCAAAUACGGCGUACAGACAGACAGACAGGACGCUUCGGCAGUGGGCUGGGAGCACAGAGAAAAGGCAGCUGCUCAUGCCAGCCAACUGGAUCAUAAGAAGGGCUUCGGUGGCAAAUUCGGCGUGGAGACGGACCGCGUUGACAAAUCGGCGCACAGAUUCGACGAGGUCGAAAAAGUGGGAACAAACUACACCAAACAGAAGCCAGACAUCGGCGGCGCCAAACCUUCCUCGAUUAGGGCCAAAUUCGAGAACAUUGCCAAGGAGAAGGAACAGGAAGCCCUCCAAUCUGUACAGAGGAUAAGGCAGCAAAGAGAUCAAUUGGACAAAGACCUCAAACAGAAGGAAACCGACCGCUUAGCCAAAGAAGUGGAAUCAGAACCGCCACAACGACAAACCAUCGAACCAGUGAAACAGAAAGAGCCAGAACCUAGGAAACAGAAAGAGCCAGAACCUCCGAAACAGGAAGUCACAGAAACAGUGAGAAAGACUGAGACAGAAGCAGCGGAAGUAGCGAGAUCGGCGCCGGCUAAAGUCGAACCGGAAGGGAAGCAACCGGAAGACGUGAAACCGGCCAAUUUACCCGACGUCACCCUCGUAGGGGAAGCUAAAGAAGAAAAGGAAGAGUUAAGCAGACAGCCCACUAUAGUGGUAUCUCCAGUAGGCUGGGAAGAAGAAUUAUCCACAGACCAAGAUCCAGACGAAGAUGGUUAUAUAGCGAGAGCGUUAUAUGACUACCAAGCCGCUGCCCCUGAUGAAAUAUCCUUCGAUCCUGAUGAUCUCAUCACUAAUAUCGUCAUGAUUGACGAAGGCUGGUGGCAAGGUUUAUGUAAAGGCGCGUACGGACUCUUCCCUGCUAAUUAUGUGCAACUUCAGGACAAAUAAGCAUUUCUACGGAUAUCCACCAGUAGGGUAUGUGUUAGAAAUAUAAAUAUAUAGUCUAAGAACCCACGACACUAAACCUUGUAUAUUAAGAGACGCGUCAUUAACGAGUGAAUACGAAAUGAAGAUGCUGCAAUGCAAAAAACCUGGCUUCGCAAUAAAAAAAAAAUAUGGAAAAACCAAUAAAUAUACGAUUUCUAAUAUGGUAAGACUCUCCUAAUAGGCUGUUUGCUGAAUUGUUGGUAUCUGUAUUAAUAUGAAUAUAUGAAAAUAUUAGCAGCGAUUUUACUGUUCUGAAAGAACAAAUAAUUAGUAACUUUUCUAUAAAAUCCUUAAAUAGAAAUGUUUUUUUGCUCCAUGGUUACGUGACGGAAUACGCCUGGGAUUGGCUAAGACUAAAAUGACGUCACACGCUAGUAUAAUUCCGGUCAAAGUGAGAUUACAUUGUAUCGUUUGACGUUUUAAUGACAGCCGUGUGGCGUCACAUACUAGUGAGACGCCAUUAUGUCCAGAGCAACGUUUUCGGCGGCCACUUGAAAACUGAAUUUUCAAUUUAGUUUUUUUAUGAAUUACGCAACAUAAUUAAAAAUAUCCACUUUUUAUGGACUCCAUAAACAUUAGUAAAUAACGUGAGAUCGUUUUCUAAACCUUGUCAAAUAAUAGAUAUUAUUAUAAUACUAGCAAACCAGUGAACCAAAUGUUCACCAAAACCUGAUUUAAAAAAAAUGUAUUUAAUUAAUUGAGAACUUCGGAGAUUUUGUGUGGUUUCGUUUGAAAUUCGUGAUUUCUCGAAAACCGGAAGUGCUACGUUACUCAAAUCCGGUUUGUAGCCUUAUCAGACUAUUCUUAACUUAUAACUUAAAUAUUCUCUUUAUCUAUCUCUUACGGUUUGGCCGCUGAAACAGCACCACAGACAGACGGACGGACUUGUCUAAUAGAUAAGAGAUGUAUAUAACCUGGGAGUCUUAUCAUACUAGGUUUAGUGUCGUAGACUUUGGUUCCAAUAGGUCUCUGCAAUGAAAGUAGUACCAUUAUAUAAAGUCACAUAUCUGGGAAUACAAAGACCGCGAAUAAUAACGAUUGAAAAUCCAAUAUUGCAAAUUUAGACCUUGCGAGAAUUACGCAUAAGGUCGAACAUGUAAUGAGCAUUAUAAUGAUGUUUUCAUUCUUUACUUGCAUCAACGCGCUGUUUUAUUAUUGGCUGAAAUAUUUUGUGCUAUUGAAAAAAAUACUAUUAUUUUUUUUUUUGUAUAGAAACACUGUUCAGUUUUUAAAACUGUCUUGAAGUUAGUUGCGUGAUAUUUUGCAAAUGUGAUCAACCACAGUUUGUAUUUAAUAACACGAAAAAUAUGAUUACAUCUUGCAUAAUCUAUUGUUUAUUUUUGAAUUAUCAAGGAUAUGCUUUUGUAAUAUUGUCUUUAAUAAGAAUAAAGUAGGUAUAUUAGGACAUAUUUUAAAGAUUUCUUUCUAUGCAGAUUCAUUGUUUAUCUACUGUUAUUUGUAUAUUAUGCAUUUUAAAUGAUUUAAGCCGCUAAAGUUUAGCACAUAUUAUUGCCCUUGAUAAACAGACAGUGCUUGAAAUCGCAGCGAUGGAAUUUAAUUUUGUGUCAUUUGAAUCCAGUCAUAUAUAAAUGCGUAAGCUAAUUUUACCCAAAAGCAAAAAAGGUACACAAUUAUGGACUCUAAUGACAUGGUUUUGCAAUUAAAUUAAUAAAAUAUUUCUUUAAACACACAACAACAAAUAUUUUUUAAUGUUGUAGACUAGUCAAAUCUAUUGUUUCUUUGUUUAAUUAAACUUGGAUCUAAUUUCUUUCGUCGUUUCAAAUAAUACUGCCAGAUAUCUGUAAAAUCGAACUAAUACAUCCAAAAUAACUGAAUUCGACUUAACAUAAUGGUAAAAAAAUUUAAGGUUGCAAAAAUAGUUUUUGAUAAAGAAAUGGAAUUAUGAUAAUGUACUUAUGAAUAUAGGGAAUAACAGACCUCAUUGUUAAGGAAUUAAAUAACAAAUACUUAUAAGCUAGUGAUCAGCCUAACUAACACUAGGGAGAUUAUUAAUAAACGAAGUGACCUGUCGGCAUCUUGGCUAACUUUUUGACAUCUGACAUCACAGAC